This is a messenger RNA of Cygnus olor (mute swan), 3271 nucleotides long. RefSeq lists its product as uncharacterized. NCBI's taxonomy places the organism in Eukaryota, Metazoa, Chordata, Aves, Anseriformes, Anatidae. The transcript is spliced from 4 exons. The coding region runs from base 983 to 2989 and encodes 668 amino acids. The record is from RefSeq and is a predicted model, not a curated record.
CUGUCAGCGGCACGCUCACACCACGAAGUCGGCAGUGCAGCUGUCAGUGCAGACCCCUGGCCCUCAGCAAGAGGCAGCAGCCCCCAAGGACGCAUUCACCCGGGGGAUGCAGGAGCCUGUCCACUCUGUGCCAGCAGCUAUUCUGAGAGUGGAACAAGGGAUGAAGCCUCAGGAGGAUGGGGACAGACCCCACCAGAAAAUGGAGUGUGGAGGAAGAGCCAGCGGCAGCAGCACGACCAGCAAGACGACCCUGCCUGGCACCAGCAAGAUGAACCAGGACCCUGGGGCAGCAGGGGAUUCCCCUUCCACCCAGGCAGAGCAGGCGUCGCCACAGAGCAAGGGAGCUCCGCGGGGUCAAUCAGAUAAGAAGGGUGAGGGCCCCAGCAUCUCCACUACGGGGGACAUGGGGACACCACCGCCUCCAAGAAGAAGGCCCCCACAGAGAAAAAACAGCUCCAGUGAGGACAGACCCUCAGCUCUGCCACGGCCUCCACACCACGUUUGGAUCUGUCUUGAUAUCCACCAUGUGACAAGGGUCCUCGCAGCACCAAGAGACUGCCACAAAGCCAAACAAAUUGCUGAAGAUCUGCAGAAGCAGGUGCAGGCUUCACAGUCGGAGCAGCUCCCAGACAAUGUGGGGCAACCAAGGAUGGACCCAGCAGCAGAGGGCACCGGGGCCGUGCCACGCAGAAGACGUAGAAGGGCACGGAAGGACAAGGGAUGCUCCCAGGACAGACCCGUCUUCGCAAGACUCCGUCCAAAGUUCAUCAAAGCCCCAAACCACAACCUGCCUGGCACGGAAAGCUCCCAGAAUUUGGCUCUGUCUGCAGCUGCAGUCCCAGGUGCAGCUGGAGGAAAGACAGUGGGAGAGAAGAAACCAUCUGCAGAGAGGGCCAAGGUUCAGCAGGACCCAGCAGGGCACGGAGCCAGCAAGCAGCAGAUCCCUGCCAGCCCCACCAGGGAGUAGGGGCUCUCUCAAUAAAUGUGUCAGUGGAAACAAGCUCAUGGGCGAGUGUCUCUAAUUUCCUGGGGAAGCACUGCGGCUCCCCUGCUCACUACUAGGCCCUCCUUGCAUGGGCAAGGCUGGCAGCGCUGUUGGCUGCUUCUGUGGGGAGGAGUGGGUUGGGGGUGGCCUUCCCCUGAGGCUUUCAGAGGCAGCAUGGGCUGCCAAGCUCCCUGGAGGCUCAACUUGGAGUUGCCAGAGGACAGCAGUGAGUCUACCACUUCUGACACAGAGAGUGAAACCAGCUGCUCUUCAACGGUGUCUCUGGACUCUUGGAGCACCAUCUCCUGCACUACCAUCACGGAGAGCGAAUCCACACAGAUUUCAAGGGCAUCUACCCCCACUCCUCUGCAGAAAGAAGACUCACUUCAUGCUUCUGUGUUCCAGCCUGGCCUCAUGCAUCCCAAGGCUGGCCCAGGGGAGCAGCAUGACCAUGACACUUGCCAACCCUGCAGGAAAGAAGUGGUCAGAUGCCACAGGGCCAGCAGUGUGCACCAACACCAGCAACACGUCCAGGUCCAGCAGGCUGCUCCCACCCAUCCUCCAGAGGUGCCCAAAUUCCACUCCAUGGAAAUGAAGACAUCUUUGCCACAAAAGAAAUCCAAGGAGGCCUUAAACUACUUCACCUCACAUAAGAAAGAGGAGGAGAAACUGCGCCUGCCAGCUGAUGGGGACAAGCCUCCACAAAAUGAUCCAGCCUCUGCUUCGAAAGUAUCGAAGCAAGAAGAAGAGCCUAAUAUGAAGGCGGUUCCCAUGGUGUGGGACCUGACCUUCAUAGACAAGGCUGUGAAAAAUCAGCUGGAGCAUGUAGUGGAAAAAAUGUAUAUACAAAAGCAAUUUGGACUGUCAGAGAUGCUGUUGUCCUGUGAGGGGAGCUUUUCAGCCACUGUCCUGGAAGCAAGGACAGCUGUCCCAACCACAGCUCCUCGAUCACCCCAAUGGCGAGCAGAGCCACAUGUGGUGGUGACUCCUGUGGAGAAGGACCCACCCUGUGUGGAAAAGACUGUGAACCGUCAUCUGGAGGGGCCUAACGGACAAAAGCAGACAAAAGAGCUCUUCGGGCUACCAGGGAUCCUGGCUUGCCUGAAAAGAUCUUCAGACCCCGUCCUGGGACAAAAAGACUCCCAGACUGAGCCUGUCCACUCUGUGCCAGCAGCUAUUCUGAGAGUGGAACAAGGGAUGAAGCCUCAGGAGGAUGGGGACAGACCCCACCAGAAAAUGGAGUGUGGAGGAAGAGCCAGCGGCAGCAGCACGACCAGCAAGACGACCCUGCCUGGCACCAGCAAGAUGAACCAGGACCCUGGGGCAGCAGGGGAUUCCCCUUCCACCCAGGCAGAGCAGGCGUCGCCACAGAGCAAGGGAGCUCCGCGGGGUCAAUCAGAUAAGAAGGGUGAGGGCCCCAGCAUCUCCACUACGGGGGACAUGGGGACACCACCGCCUCCAAGAAGAAGGCCCCCACAGAGAAAAAACAGCUCCAGUGAGGACAGACCCUCAGCUCUGCCACGGCCUCCACACCACGUUUGGAUCUGUCUUGAUAUCCACCAUGUGACAAGGGUCCUCGCAGCACCAAGAGACUGCCACAAAGCCAAACAAAUUGCUGAAGAUCUGCAGAAGCAGGUGCAGGCUUCACAGUCGGAGCAGCUCCCAGACAAUGUGGGGCAACCAAGGAUGGACCCAGCAGCAGAGGGCACCGGGGCCGUGCCACGCAGAAGACGUAGAAGGGCACGGAAGGACAAGGGAUGCUCCCAGGACAGACCCGUCUUCGCAAGACUCCGUCCAAAGUUCAUCAAAGCCCCAAACCACAACCUGCCUGGCACGGAAAGCUCCCAGAAUUUGGCUCUGUCUGCAGCUGCAGUCCCAGGUGCAGCUGGAGGAAAGACAGUGGGAGAGAAGAAACCAUCUGCAGAGAGGGCCAAGGUUCAGCAGGACCCAGCAGGGCACGGAGCCAGCAAGCAGCAGAUCCCUGCCAGCCCCACCAGGGAGUAGGGGCUCUCUCAAUAAAUGUGUCAGUGGAAACAAGCUCAUGGGCGAGUGUCUCUAAUUUCCUGGGGAAGCACUGCGGCUCCCCUGCUCACUACUAGGCCCUCCUUGCAUGGGCAAGGCUGGCAGCGCUGUUGGCUGCUUCUGUGGGGAGGAGUGGGUUGGGGGUGGCCUUCCCCUGAGGCUUUCAGAGGCAGCAUGGGCUGCCAAGCUCCCUGGAGGCUCAACUUGGAGUUGCCAGAGGACAGCAGUGAGUCUACCACUUCUGACACAGAGAGUGAAACCAGC